GUUAUAUGAUAUUAAUACUAUUUAAAAAACGAGAAGAUUUAUUAAAUUUGUAAUUAAAAUUGAAUAUUAAAGAUUGUUUAAUAUCAUGCAGUAUCAAAGUUUAAAUUUUGAAAGUAUUUUGUGGUGAGAAUAUUAUGAAUCUAUUCUUUACGUAGUCUCUUAAUUAUUGAAGUAAUUAAUGACGCGAGUACAUGUAUAAUAAUUAUUUAUCUCGUUUAACUAAAUAUUGAAUUUAUUACCAUAUUUAUAGAAAUUUAUAGAAAUGUGCAAUUGAGCGGUGAAUAUACCGUAAAUAUAUUUGAAACAUUGAAGAUAUACAUAAUACUAAAGAGAAAUUCUGUGUUCAAGGUUAACUUUUAUUCGCUCUUAACUUAUCUCGGGUAAGGAAGACUUUGACGACAUGCAUUGUUUAUACGAGGAGUUUGGUAUCGCUCUCGAACAAGUUGCCGAAGAUACCAAUAACCCGUAUAUUCCUUCUAGAGGUAUAGCUUACAUCAUCAGCUUCGCGAUCGAUACGCGUGUACAAAAUAUUUAGUGAAUAAAAUACAUACAAAAUUAUUUUAAUACACAUAUAGAAAAGUUAUGUAUUAAGAAUUUGCCUAAUGGAAAUUUAUCAUGGAUGAUUCCUGAUACCUAAAUUUUAGCUGAAAUUUUGCUACUAUAUACAGAAUUUUGCUGCAGCAACUAAUCUUUUUUCUCUGUGUAUAACUUAAAUUCGCAAAUGUAUUUCAAUUUCUGAUUCUCUCCUUAAUUGCACAAUUGAUAUCUCUGCUGUUACGUGCAAUGUAAAAUUGAUCGUAUUUACUUAUUUCUGCACAGUAAGGGUGGAUAACGCUUGAAAUCAAUCCGUUUUUUAUUAUCAUCAUAUAAAAUUGUUUAUUUUACCAUUUUUAUAGGGCUAUAAAAGAAACGCGCCUUUAAUCUUUAGCUUUUAAUCGUGAGCUUGCGCGUUAAGUUUUCAUAUUCCGUCUUUAGUAUCUUCGGUAUCUCCGAUACCUGUCUAGUCAGGCAUCACAUCGAUAAAGUAGUGUUCAGGUGUUAUUGAGAUCUCUGUAUGUCUUUCUUUUGAAGUCGCAUACAUUUAAACCGUAAAAGAGAAUUUGUGAUUAAGUAUUGAUACAAGUAAUAACAUAUACUGCGUGAAAGUAAAAAAAGAUGAGUUAAAAGUCAUAUGUAUGAAGAGAUAAUGUUUCACUGUCGCAACUUUUCUACUACUAUUCUGAAAAUUUUUAAAUAUUAAAACAGAAACAGGUACAAGGCAGAAAGAUACUUUGUUUCCGAUAUAUUUUAUGUGAUCUUAUUUAUUUGGAAAUAUAUAAAGCAGUUUCUAAAUUUAUAACAGAAAAGCUGAAAUUCAAAAGAAACAGAAAAGAAUCAACUUAUUAGACAUAAGCGGGAUAUUAAAUAACAGUAGAAAUUUACAAAAAUGUUUGGAGAGUUCAAAGAGUUAAAAUUUUUUUCAAUAUAUUUUGAAACUGAACUCAUUUUGUCGGCUCUUGUUUUUCUUUUUCGGUUUUUCCUCGUUUUUUAGCCUUUGUAGAUUUUUUUAUCAUUUGCAAUUGUCAGUCGCAAUUUAUAUAAGUUUAAUUCGUGCUAUUCUGUAUUUUUUGUUUUUCUAAUCAUUGUUUUUUUGCACGUUCAGGAAAAAUACGAGCAAAAAUUAUUACCGUUAUUACGAUCGACCUGUAUGUGCUUUAUUCGUAUUUGUUAGAAAUUCCUACAGCCAGAUCAAAUGAAAAGGAAAUUCAGUCGAUGCACGCUGUUCGCAUUAUAUAGCUCUGUGUAGAUAAGCUAUGUGAGAUAAAGAGGCUACGAGACUGAUGAUGAAUACGUAUGACGUUUCGUAGCAUUUUCGAAGAGGUAGUUUAUCAUCUUCGUGGUCGAUUCUUUCUUCAUAUUCUUCUUAUUUCAUGUUCUUCUUUGAAAAAGGAGAAUCACAUUGACAAAGGAGCAGAAAUAUCAAUAAGUUUCUUUUGAUCGUGUUUUCUUUUAAUUUUUUUUUUUUAGUCGUAUUUCCUUUUAAUCAUUUUAUCGUAUGUCUAUUGAAACGACUUUCAAAUUGAUCACACCGGUCGCUUUCAUGACGCAGUGGCGCUUGAAACUUUUACCGCGUAGGAAUUGUCUUCGCCCUGCGGAUAUUGUCAUUGUUCUGCGCGUUUUCGUAGUCAACACUUCGCCUCUCGUCCUGUCCGGUAAAGGAGAGCUCUAAUGGUCGACGUAUGCUGUAUGCAUUACGGAAAGUAAGAGCGAGGCGAAGCUGAAGGAUAAAUAGAGAUGGUAGUAAGAAAAACAGUCGGGUAUGCACAAGGAAUGGAAGCAAUGCCGAGAAACUGUAUCCCGUGAAUAUCAGUGAGUGUCGUCCUUGCGGAGAUAAAGAUCCCAUUUUGCCCCUUUCUUUCAUUUCUGCUUACCACUUUUUCAUAUUAUUACAUUUCUCGUACAGGUAUAGGCUAUAUACUGAAGAUGGUUAUUCGUCCUUCGUGUAAAAUUUACGUGAUAUUUUAUACAGUAGUUACAUUUGUUGUGGCAAAGUUACUUGAUUUAAUAUAUUCUACGAAGGGCGCUUUCUAUUAUUUUAUUAGAUUGUGUUAUAACUACCGGAGAAGUUAAACGUGUAUCUAAUUUAAUGUAAACGUACGAUUAGAUUCGAUUUACAAAGUUUCAAAUUAACUGGAUCGAUACAUGGCAAAUAUCUACAAAUUCGCAGCGAAAGGGGACAUGUAGUGGCGAGACGUAUCCUCAAUGCGUUACCCUGGAAAGGUAAAUACGGUUUCCCUUCUUCCCACCUCUACUUUCCUCCCCUACCUCUUUUCUUCUGUCCAUCUUUCCUAUCGCUUUGCCAGAUGCACCGCGAGCUGGCAGUAUCCUUUGAAGAGAAAUGGGUAUCGUCGUCGUCAUCAUCGUCGUCGUCGUCGUUGCUGUUGUCGGUGCGGAGUCGACGGAAGAUACGAGAAGGCGGCAGGAGGGAGCAGCAGGACCGAUAUUCCUGGGGGAGAAUAUAGCGGGAGAUGAGCGGGAGGGCCGGGUGGAACAGAGAUAGACGAGGAGGACGAGAUGAGGCGGAGGAGGCGACGUCGGGAGUAGCAGUCGGUCGUGCGGCGCAGGCGUGCGCCUCGUCGCGGCUCGAAUCCCGCCGUAUUCCAAAGAGGAGCACGCCACUCCGCCCCCGGCACGGCAGCCACGCGUCAGUCUCACCCGACUGACCUCCUGUCCCUAACUUCCCUCUUCGAUUCCUGACCCGCGCACAUUGAACUCACGCGUUUGCCGGCACGAAGUACCACGCGCCCAUUUCGCUCGCUCGAGAAGCUCGGCGACAAGUGUGCCCUUCGGCUGAAGUAUGAUACCCAUCGCUGAUCCGCGGACGAUAGAUAUUACCGGUCGGGAAAGUUUGAGAGCGGCGAAACGUCAUUGUAAUCCAGUCGGCUGCCAUCGUCUGAAUUAAGAGUGCCGGGAAUCUAAGGAGACCAUUAGGGAGAAUCCGCACGGAGGAUGAAUGAGUAGAAGUGAACGAAUUUGUGCGUUGGUGUAAAUCGGAUAGACAACUGCAAGAAUGACAGUGAAAAGAACGCUUAAGAAUUGGAAGAGAUCGAGGAAAGUGAAUGAUACUCGCUGUUUGAUCGCCAUUCGUAGAGAUACUAUGGUUGUUUGAAAUUCGGAAAUAAAAUAUCUGUUAAAGAAGAAAAAUGACCGGCCUAUCGUUAUGAUAAUAGAAAUUUAUUUCAAAAUUAUUAAAAAUUUAAAAUACAGAUUAAAUACAUUGUCCUACUGAUCCCGUCUUCAACAUCUUUAAACAUCUCGCAAUUAGAGUGAUGAAUAAUGUGUAGUGCACCGCGUAACGGAGAUCAUCUCUUGUGACGUAAAUUGACGGAAGAAUACCGAUGAAAUUUUAGCGAUAAUUUAGUGAAAAUCAGACGUUGAUAAAGUUUGUAGUGUUCCUUAGUGAACAGAUUAAAGCCGACGUCUGAUUAAAAUUUUGACGCAGAAACAACCAGGCCACGUGUUUAAAUAUACGUUAGCAUCUUUCACUGUUCAUCAAAUAUUGAAAAUCUGGAAGCGAAAUAAUGAUUAAGAAUACUGGGUCACUGAAUAGAAAAAUAAUUUUGUUAAAUAGCGUAAUGAAGAAUAAUAUCAAUGUAAUCGUCAACAAAAUUUAUAACGUUUGUAGUUGAUUUGAAAUGUAUUUAGAAAGUUUAGUGAAUAUCGUCAUUUCUAACGAAUAUAUCGAAGGUUAUCGAUCACUUUAGUGAAAAAUAUUAUAAUGAUCAACGAUACAACGGGUUCAAGAUUUGAUUGAAACAAUUAUUAUGAAAACGACGAAUUUUGGGAAAAGAUAGACAUUUUGGCUAGUGAUAUCCGAAAAUGAACGAAUGUAAAAUGCAAUGAGUUUUUAUUUCAGUCGACAAUACAACGGAAUAGCUAUUAUUAAUAACGAUUGAGAUGCACGUGAUUUACAUGCAUUUAUACACGUGCAUUCAAAUUAGCGCGAAAAGACAUAAAAUCGAUUGUCUGUAAUUUCGAAAUAUUAUUUGAAUGAUUAAAGCCAGUGAUUGAAAUUUAAACGGCCUAGAGAACGACGUGGCAAACGAACAAAAUCCGUGCAAAAUUGCUUUGCAGAAUAUUGAACUUUGCAUCGAAUUAUCAGCGACCUAUGAAAUUAUUAAUACAGACGUAACGGAAGUAUAAAUAAUUUAUGGAAUCCGGUGCAUCUCUACAGAUAAACUGCUGUAAUCUUAAACUUAUCAGAAGCCGAAAUUUUUGAUUUUUUUACACGAUUUCUUACGCAAAUGUCACGCACUGAAUGCUCUUGAAUAACUUUGCGCCAAUAAUCGCGUUAGUAUUUGAAAUAGUUUAUUAACUAUCGAGGAAGACUUCUUUUCAUCUAAACGCCCGCCGAGACAUUGAAAUAUUGUGAAUUAGACAUGGGAACUUUGCGCUUAAACAGAGAUCAAUAAAUUUAGAAAUAUAUUGGAAGAAUACUUGCAAAGUUACAAUCGAUCAAGGCGAUGCUCGUAAGCUUGGACACCUGAUAGGCUGUGUCCUUGCGCCGAUAAAACCAAAUGGGCGAGCCGAAGCCCGCCGUCUCUCCGCAGCCCAACGGCGGAGUGAAGCAGAAACCGACGAGUCUGAAUCUCGCGCCGAGUCCCGGCUUCUAUCGCAAUGUGAACGGACGCGCGAGCCUGAAUGAUCGUCAUCUACAGCACGUCACCGCUCUCAUCGGCGGUGGGCGCAUCGCACACAUCAACAAGUCUGCCUCGUCAAAUCUUGCCGUUACAAUCAACAAUUCCGAGUCCGGUGGCGGUGGCGGCGGUUCAACAAAUACCGUCCAACUACCAGCGUUACCAACAGUACCACCAUUAUCAGCAAUAUCCUCAGCGUGGUCGUUGUCUGCAGAACUUGAAAAUUUGCUGGAGCCCCCGCCCCCACCGGCCCCAACACACCCCUCCCCCUCAAAUCGAGCAAGCUCCGUCAACGAACAUCAGCAACACCAGAACGAGCAGCAGCACAACAAUUUGCGAUCGUCCCCGAUCAAUCAGCUGCCCACCCGUAGCCCGAGUCACAAUGGUCACGGAUUCCCCCUCUACACACCACCUGCCCCGAUACCAGCAUCCGGCGCAAAUAAAGUUCGCUCUACACCCAACGGGUUACCACACCCAGCAACAUCGAGGCGUCCUCAUAGUAUUGCCGCUCCACCAUUCCACGGUGUCCAACAUCCCCUUGGUCAACUCGGUGGUAGAGCAGCCGCAGCGACACCACUACCAUCAGCAGCACCCGCACCAGGAGCAGCAGCACCGGCAGCGUGGGGCUCAGGUGCUUCACCAAAUGCAACCGCAUGCGGUGUACCAGGAGUGGUACAACGGCGUGCCCAUUCGGUCGCCGGUACUCCAGUAUCUCUAUCCACCGGCAACAACAAUGGCAUCAAUGGCGGCAUCAACGGUCAACAGGAACCAAGGAGUAACGGUCCAUCAGCCGGCGGCGGCGGUGGCGGCGUCGUGGUAUCCGCGACUCGCAGCGCUGUACCACCCCAAUCUUUAUGGAACGGCCAGCAACCCUUACCUAGGCGGCCUCACAGCAUCGCCUCAACACCCGUUACAGCUGCAGCAGGCAUGCCUCCAGCUACAACAGCAGCAGCAGCACCAGCAAGCGUAUCCGCGUCCGCUCGUACACCAGGGGAGCCUAUACAAUGGGGUGCCGCCGGCAUGGUUCUACAUCAACCCGUACCUCGUAGAGCGUACGCCUCGACCAUGCCACAUCCCCAACCACCCACGCCCACGUCACAAGGGCCCGGUCUGAGUAUACUGACUAAUCCUGGAAACUCGAACACCUGGACACUGGGCGCCGCCCUUCGGCCCAGACCUCAUAGCAUUGCUACGACACCGCAGGGAGCACCGAUGCCACCCGCUUCCCCCUCAGAUUCUGGAUACCGGUCGUUACCCUCAGCUGCCAGUGAUUAUCAGAUUCUUAAAUCGCCGUCAAAACAACAGAAUCAACAGCAACAGUCACAACAACAAUCGCAUAAUCAGAGUGCCGCGCGACGAUUGUCUUUACCAUCUGCUCAGACAUUACUUCGCACAUCCGGCCCGCGACCUAGUCCUACAUUUCACGGACUUCCCUUCCGACCAUUCACGUGCGGUGUUUCACCGAACGGUAAUCCGAUCUUCCUCGGCUGCACUCACCUUCACAAUAGCAACUCCAGCAGUGGAAGUACGAGAACUUCUACGCCGGCAACGAGCCCGGCGACACCACUCACCACGUCGCAGGCAAUACAGCAAUUAUUGGCGCAGCCGAGGAACGGUUUCAAGCUCAUGGAUGAUAAGGUGUCGUUGUUUAUAGAAAUUCUCGACACACAGGAAAGAUUCGCUAAGGUAUGUAAUCAAUUCUUUUGCGGUAUUGCUACUAUCUCGGUGAGUCUUAAAAUAAUGUUCUAUAAUCAAAUAGAUGGCCAGGCUAUUUCGUUAAGUAACGUGCAAUAAGAGGAAAGGAUAACAAAAGCCUUUAAAUAUCGAGGAACAUUUUUAUAUCUGAUAAUACUAAUUUUAUUAUCUUUAUAUCUAUUAAUUAAUUUAUAUUUAUUAACAUAAAAAAUACAAUUUUAUUAUUUUUCUGCUUUUACAUAUCUUUAGUAAAAAAUGUGUUUGAGUACAAAUUUUGUACGUUUAACGUACGUAAAUUGAACACAUUAGAGUCUAAUCCAAUUGGUUAAUGGUUAUGACAUAUGAAUGUAUGCUUCUAAAAUGAUAUGAAAUUUGUAUUAUAUUUUUGCAUUUUUUUUUGCAUUCAUUAACGAUAUUAUCUUCUGCAAAUCUCUGUGGAUAAUGUCAUAUAUGUCAUAUAUGUUGUAUCGGUCGAUCUAGCGUCUUAUCAUCUUUUAAAAAGACGCGCGAGGUCGAUGGUACUCGAACACGAUGACAAGAUAUUUCAUCCCUACAACUCUUUCAUUCGCUUUUGCUUGUGCAGUCCUUGGAUGCAACCCUGUCUUCUCGACCGCUGCAUCUGCCACUUUAUGACAAUGCAUUUCCCAUUCCAUCUAUCUGCUUUCCGCGCGAGAAACCUGAAUGCCAUCGAUAAAAUAUUAAGGAUGACGAACACAUAUAGAGUAGAACUGCAACAAGAAUAUUUAAAUAGGUUCAAUAAUUGUCGUUUCAUUAAGAACAUAUAAUUUAAAAUGCAAUGGUAGAAAUCUGUUUUAUAUUUCUCUGUUCAAAGACAAUUUAUCUCUCUUUAUUUGUAAGAAGAGAAACGUCAAUAUAUUUUUAUCAAUACUGAAGCUAACAUUUUAUAUCAAUUUUAGAUUUAUUAAAUUAUAAAUUUUGACAAUGACAAUAAGCAUUUUGUUUAAAAAGAGAAGAAAAAUCAAAUUAUCAGAAAUUGUUACAUUUAAGAACACGAUAAUUAUUGAUAUUAAUGUAAUCAAUAGAAUUCUUUCUUUUACUUGAAAUAAUUUUCUCACACUAACAAUAAUAAGUCUUACUUGCUUUAUUUUACUUUUUACAAAAUAAUUUAUGUUCACGAAGAAUACAAAGAAGAGAGUAAAGAGCAAUUUUCUCCUGACAAUUUUCACGAAAUGGCACUAAAAUUGUUUUGUUCUUAUUUUCGAGAAAAGUGAAGAUAUGGUAUUGUAUAAGAAAUUUAUAUUAUUAUUUUAAUUUUUACAUUAAUUUACUUUGUUGAUAUAAUAGUAGAUAAAAUAAAUUUAAUCGCUUAUACGCACUAUCCUCAAAUUAAAUGUCUAAACUUUUAUUUUUUUUAUUAUAAAAAAUUAUUUAAAUUAAUGGAUAUACACAUAAUUUAGAAUUGUCCAAUGCAUUGCUUCUAAAGUUAACACAAUUAUAAAAUAAAAAAUUGAACUUUUUAUGUAAUGUAAUACUUUUGUUAAUGUUGAUGAAGAUUUGAAAACAUUCGUGUCGUUAUAUACAAAUUUGUGUAUGAAUCGAAAUAAUUCGUGGAAAUUAAAAGAAUAGUACAUAGAAAA
Monomorium pharaonis (pharaoh ant) is the source of this 8470-nucleotide messenger RNA. Its product is annotated as transcription initiation factor TFIID subunit 12-like. Bases 5058 to 6971 code for a protein of 637 amino acids. The transcript is spliced from 2 exons. Lineage: Eukaryota; Metazoa; Arthropoda; Insecta; Hymenoptera; Formicidae. The record is from RefSeq and is a predicted model, not a curated record.